Molecule: messenger RNA, 7656 nt
Organism: Pygocentrus nattereri (red-bellied piranha)
Lineage: Eukaryota; Metazoa; Chordata; Actinopteri; Characiformes; Serrasalmidae
Gene: daam2
Product: dishevelled associated activator of morphogenesis 2
Exons: 27
Coding region: 238-3501 (1087 amino acids)
Biological process (GO): positive regulation of canonical Wnt signaling pathway; actin cytoskeleton organization; negative regulation of oligodendrocyte differentiation
Molecular function (GO): small GTPase binding; actin binding
Source: RefSeq, a predicted model, not a curated record
UUCGCAUGCAGCGCUCACUCAGUCAGGCAGUCAGCGUCUGUGUGGACAGAAGCACGCGUUUGGACAGCCGGAGCGUGGUCAGUUCAGUCCAGACCUGUCAGUGGAGCAUCAUAAAGGGAUUAACUUUCAGUAGCAUGCUUCUCUCCGAGAUGAAGACAGAGGAUCAUGCCCCGUAGAUAGCAGACUCUGCUUCUUCGCCUUUCUGGCCCCGGCUUCGGCCCCUCCAGCCUGGAGAGGAUGCCUCCCCGGAAGCGCACGCGGCCCGCCCUGGGCUUCCUGUGCUGCUUCGGCAGCAGCGAGCCCCCCGAGAUUAACCUGAAGGACAGCGUCCCACUGCAGCUGCUGGAGUUCAGUGCCCCCAUGCCCCCAGAGGAAGAACUGCAUGCCCGCUUCUCUGAACUGGUGGAUGAACUGGACCUCACAGACAAGAACAGGGAGGCCAUGUUUGCCCUGCCUGCUGAGAAGAAAUGGCAGAUCUACUGCAGCAAGAAGAAGGAACAAGAGGAUCCCAACAAGCUCGCCACCAGCUGGCCCGACUACUAUAUAGACCGCAUCAACUCCAUGGCUGCUAUGCAGACACUUUUCGCCUUUGAUGAGGAGGAGAUGGAGAUGAGGAAUAAAGUGGUGGAGGACUUGAAAACGGCACUCCGCACUCAACCCAUGAGGUUUGUGACACGCUUCAUUGAGCUGGAUGGCCUGACGUGUCUGCUGAACUUCCUGAAGAGCAUGGACUAUGAGACUUCAGAGAGCCGCAUUCACACCUCAAUCAUUGGCUGCAUCAAAGCACUGAUGAACAACUCUCAGGGCCGGGCACAUGUGCUGGCCCACCCGCAGAGCAUCAACACCAUUUCCCAGAGCUUACGCCAGGACAACAUCAAGACCAAGGUGGCUGUGCUGGAGAUCCUGGGUGCUGUGUGCCUGGUGCCCGACGGCCAUAAGAAAGUACUCCAGGCAAUGGCCCACUACCAGAAAUAUGCAGCCGAAAGGACACGCUUCCAGACUCUUCUGAAUGAGCUGGACAGGAGCACAGGUCGCUAUAGAGAUGAGGUCAACCUGAAGACUGCUAUCAUGUCCUUCAUCAACGCUGUGCUAAACGCAGGAGCGGGAGAGGACAACCUUGAGUUUCGCCUUCAUCUAAGGUACGAAUUCCUAAUGUUGGGGAUCCAGCCAGUCAUCGACAAGCUCAGAGGUCAUGAGAACGCAACUCUUGACAGACAUUUGGACUUCUUUGAGAUGGUGCGGAAUGAGGAUGACUGUGAACUGGCGAAACGCUUCGACAUAACGCACGUGGACACAAAGAGUGCCAGCCAGAUGUUUGAGCUGAUCAAGAAGAAGCUGAGCCACACAGAUGCCUACCCUCACCUUCUGUCUAUUCUCCAGCACUGCCUCCAGAUGCCAUACAAACGUGGAGCAGGCGGCAUUCAGCAGUGGCAGCUUCUAGACCGCAUCCUUCAGCAGAUUGUUCUUCAAGAUGACAAAGGGGAAGACCCAGAUGUUUCUCCCUUGGACAAUUUCAAUGUCAAGAACAUUAUUCGAAUCUAUGGAAAGCAACGCUUGUCCAGGCUUGUCAAUGAGAACGAGGUGAAACAGUGGCGAGACCAGGCAGAGAAGUUUCGGAAAGAUCAUGCAGAGCUCAUGGCACGGCUCGAGAGGAAGGAGCGGGAGUGUGACACCAAAACACAAGAGAAAGAGGAAAUGAUGAAGACUCUAAACAAGAUGAAGGAUAAGCUGCAGAGGGAAGGAGUGGAGCUGCGCUCUGCCAGAGAGCAGGUUAUAGACCUGUCCUCUCGGAUCACCGACUUCUCCAAUGGAAGUGUUUCAUUUCCUCCACCACCUCCUCCACCUGGAGGCCCAAUGGCUCCUCCACCGCCACCCAUGAUGGGAGGCUUUCCUCCACCUCCUCCUCCACUGCCCUUUUCUAGCCCGCCCCCACCUCCACCACCACCUCCCCCUGGUGGCCCUCCUCCUCCUCCUGGAGCACCCCCCAUCUUCACUGGAGCUCCACCUCCACCAGGGCCGGCCUCCUUCAGCAGCAGCAGCAGCACCAGCCUGCGUACCAAGAGCAUCCCACAGCCAUCACACCCACUCAAGUCCUUCAAUUGGGCCAAACUGGGCGAGAACAAGAUCACUGGUACCAUUUGGCAUGACAUUGAUGACCUGAGGGCCUUCAAAGUUCUCGACCUGAAGGAAAUUGAGAAGAUGUUCUCAGCUUAUCAGAGGCAACAAGAGCUGCUCACUAACCAAUCCUUCAAGCAGAAGGAGAUGGGUUCCAUGGACGACUUGUACCUGACUUCGCGGAAAGUAAAGGAGCUGUCAGUCAUCGAUGGGCGGCGGGCACAGAACUGCGUUAUUUUGCUCUCCAAGUUGAAAAUGAGCAAUGAGGAGAUCAAGAGAGCCAUUCUGGAAAUGGAUGAGAGAGAGGAGCUGGCUAAAGAUAUGUUAGAGCAGCUGCUUAAAUUUGUGCCUGAGAAGAGCGACAUUGACCUCCUGGAGGAGCACAAGCAUGAGUUGGAGCGCAUGGCCCGGGCUGACCGCUUCCUCUUUGAGAUGAGCAGGAUUGACCACUACCAGCAAAGGCUCCAGUCUCUCUUCUUCAAAAAGAAGUUUGCAGAACGACUCGCAGAAACGAAGCCAAAGGUUGAGGCCAUUCUCCACGCGUCUCGUGAGGUGAUAAGGAGUAAGCACCUGACUCAGAUUCUGGAGGUGGUUCUGGCCUUUGGGAACUUCUUGAAUAAAGGACAGAGGGGGAAUGCUUAUGGUUUUAAGGUGUCCAGUCUGAACAAGAUCGCAGACACCAAAUCAAGCAUAGACAGGAACAUCACCAUGUUGCACUACCUGAUCAUGAUCUUUGAGAAGAACUAUCCCGAAACCCUCAACGUCCAGCAGGAUCUGCUUACCGUACCAGAGGCAGCCAAAGUCAAUCUGGCUGAACUGGAGAAGGAAGUGUACAGCAUAAAGAGUGGACUGAAAGCUCUGGAGGCAGAGCUGCAGUACCAGCAGAGCCGGGUACGGGACAGAGGGGAUAAGUUUGUGCCCGUGGUCAGCGACUUCAUUACAGUGGCCAGUUUUAGCUUCUCCGAGCUGGAAGAUCAGCUGAACGAGGCUAAGGAAAAGUUUGUGAAGUCUCUGAAGCACUUCGGAGAGGAGCAGGGACGCAUGCAGCCAGAUGAAUUCUUUGGGAUUUUUGACACCUUCCUGCAGUCGUUCAAUGAGGCUCGGCAGGACCUGGAGAACAUGCAGCGUCGUAAAGAGGAGGAAGAGAGGAGAGCACGCAUGGAGGCCAUGUUGAAGGAGCAGAGGGAGCGAGAGAAAAGGGCCAAAAAGAGUGGAGGAAGUGUGUCGGAAGAAGUGGGCGAGUUUGAUGACCUGGUGUCGGCCUUACGCUCGGGAGAAGUGUUUGAUAAGGACCUCUCGAAGCUCAAACGCAACCGCAAGCGCUCAGUCAACCAGCUGGUGGAAAGCGGAGGGCGUGAAAGGCCAAUCACUAAGGUCAACUAUUGACCCCUGUGAAAGUUUGGUUCACAGACUCAGAUACUGUACCUGAAGGAAAUUCCUAACUGCCGGAUGUCUCCCUCUUCACCCACAUCUUGUCCUAACCCAUAAUGACUCACAAGCUAAAGACUUAUUGACCACUGUUGGAUAGUCCUCUAUGUGCCAGAAAUUCCUACAGCACUGUGUUCAAUACACUUUCUUUAAUCUCAUGCUUAUUCUAAAUCCUACAUGGUCUUCCUCCUCUGCAUGUAUAAUGAUUCGUUCCUCCAGACCAACUCCAGAUGUAGCCUCAAACUGCCGAGUACCCGAAUCCACAACUUUGGGUCCAGUCUUAGCCAUUCACAAUGCACAAUUUCCCCAAGAUGGUUAAGAUCAGCCAGAGGAGAACUACUAUGGCAGGUCGGGAGCUGGUGCCAUCACCAGUAGCACAUGAUUGGAAUUGGGUUAGUCUUAUUGUGGUUGCAAAAAAAUUGACAGAAUGUGGGAGGAUUCUUUGAAACACCUCUGGAAAACUUCUCAUGUUGAAAGACACUGCCAGCCUUGGGUGCUGAUACCCUGUGUGCCUCUCUCUCCACCUAUAUUUCUCUGGUGCUUUGAUAAAGAGGAUUAUAGAGGUCCUCUCUACCAUAAGUAUAUGUGAGAACUACAAGCCAGAGAGAGAGAAAAAAAACAUCUCAGCAGUUUUGCAAUAACCGAGCUGAACGAUGGAUCCAACUGUAACGCAGCUGAAACUUCAUUAACCUUAUAUAAUACGGAGACAAGGGCAAGGAGGAGAACCUUUAAACGUUGGGCUGGCCAGCUAGGAAAACAGGACACUGUGGUCACAGCCAUUGUAGGCUGGGAUACCCCCUUCCCAAGUGCCUCCUCAAAAAGACGGCAUUCUCAAGGACUGCAUGCAAGUUGGAAGGCCGAAAAAGCACAGCACUUAAUGUGGAAAGACUGAAGAGUGAACAACUGAAAUGCUCUGAGACAGAAUGAUGCUGGAGGCAUGUGUCAAAGUUCAUUUCCACCUACAGAUCUUCUCUGCCUGUUGAUACAAAUUCAAAUCACUUGUGAUGGCAUUGCCUAGUGCCAAAGUAAUUAUGUAGUAAAUGCAGGUAGAAUAGCAUUUAUAUAUUUAUUUAUACAAAGAAGCAAACGUGCUAACUUCAAAACCCUUUUUCCCCAUAUCUUUUCUAGUUUGCACCUCUAAUACUGGUAUUCCUAUGAAGUUGUUUCAUUUGAUAAAUAUUUGGCUCAUGCAUAAAAGAAUAAGCCUGUGAUUUGAAUCGAUGAUUAGCCAAUCCAUGCAAAUCUACCAAACUUCUGAUGACAAUUCAAGAGGCAGGGUUGCAUUCAGUCCCAGCACUGCCUUGGGUCAAAACAACUUACUGUGCCACUGCAAAUAUUUGUUCAUUACUCUUUUAUGGAUCAGCUUUGGGUCAUGGGUACUUAAGAGUUUUAUAUAAAGAGAAGAUGUAUGCAGAUUGUGUUAGUAGUUGUACAAUCUGUGUGAGCAUCUGUUUGCAUCCUCAGAGUGAUGAUUCCCUUGAAACCAAUCAAUGAGCUCAAGCUCCACAUGAUGCAACCCACUUAUUUUCCAUAUAUUUUUGUUUAUAUUGUUUCUCAUUACAUGUAUAUUAAGCGUUGUAGAAGUAAGUAAGACAAAGGUUGCAAAUGCAUGGACAGUGGCCUUUUUAUUUGGAUGCACAUGGUUUCCCACAGAGCAGGAGGGAUGGAAGAUGGAAGAAGAGAGUUAUAGAGUAAGGGGUAAGGUUAAGGAUAAAGCCCUUAUGGCUAAGACUGAGGACAUUCUGCAUGGCAGAGAAUUGUGGUUUUUUUUUUUGUUUGUUUUUUUUGUGGUACCUGGUAGUGAGAUCAUUCUGAGGUGGGGUAUGAUGAAGUCUGUUUGACUAAGUGUUCUGAUCUGGUUAAAAGAAGACCAAACUGAGACGCUCAUCAUGCACAUUGGGCACCAUUUGUCAGUUUUACACCAUUUCGUGUAUUCUUGUUUCUUUUUCUCCAUCUGCACAUAUGGGGAACCCUGGGGGUUUAGUAAGAGGAUUGCUCUUAUCUCUUAAGAGAUGAUUGAAUAUUCUCAGACUUGUUGCUAAUCUUUCAUUUGUGUGGUACUGCUCCACGUCCCUGCAUUUACGGGGGUGAAGUCAGGGCUGGGACCCCAUGCUACUUUCUUUUCUCUGUGCCAACAGGGUACUUCAUCCAUUAAACCAAAAGUUGGGGGUGGAUACGAUUACACAACAGCCAUAGCAUAUGGUGCCAUUACAGAGAAUUAGUGCUCAUUUAUGCUCAUUAUUCUCUUCUAGAGAGGGGGACAGGUUUCCUUCUUAAUGUUUAAUGGUAAGUGAGGGCAUGAGGGUCUCUUCAUUCAUAUUUAUAUUAUUUUUUGAGCAUAUGCCAAAAGUACUAACCAAAUACCCACUGAUCUAAUCCAACACUACCUUAUUUAAUCAAUUAUCUUACCGUGAGCUGAUUAGCUUACAUCAGAUAGCUGCACUACAUCCAGCCCUUGGGUUGCUGAAUAUGCCCAACAGACACCAUGAAGUGGCAACUUCAUGUGGUGCAAGACGUCAAAUGGUGUUAGAAAUGAUGUCAGUGGUCUGCAGCGAGCCUUGGGGUGCUUAGAACCGUUUUAAUAAACCGUGUAAAAUAAUGUGGUGAUGGGUGUAAAAUGACACUAGAUAUAAUAUACCAAAUAGAAAAGAAAAGAACAUAUUAACUUAAAAGCACACGUUGGUUGACACUUUGGAAUGUUCCUCACAUUGGAAAUAUAAAUUAGAUGUCCAUGAAGGAAAGUGAGAUCGUGACAGCUUAAUGAGCAUUUUCUCCAUGCUGAUGUAAAUUUAGGUGUUUUUGGGCCACUUUAUUUUCCAUUCUAUUCUUCAGCUCAUAAUGUUUUCAUCAGUAAGGAGAGUGCUUUAGCAGAUGCUGGUAGAAAUACAUUGUUCCACAGCUUGCAUUCUUUAGUUGGAUACCACGGGGUAUUCAAAAUCAGCAGUAUUAUUGUUUGUGUUCAUAUUUUUUGUUGUAUUUGGUCAUUGACUGGCCAAAUGGAAAGAAUAAUAAAUGUAGCUUUGUUGCUUGAUGCACUUUUUGUUUUGUAGGACAGGCUUUUCCUGCACCCUCAGUAUGGACACGCUCAUGCAGGCUUAUCAUUACAGGAAAAAGACAGAGAGGAUUUGAGGAAGGAAAGAGUGAAAGUAUGGUCAGAUUUAUUUUCGUAGGUAAUGAAAGUUGGCCCUUCUAAAUAGUUGUAAAUGGCUGGUUCCAAGUCCCCUUUGGCCUGAAGCGAACAUCUACCCAUAGAGGAAAACCAGGAGGAACCUGGUUUUAACAUAGAUAUGUGGUUAAAUUCACAAAGGGGCAAGACACAAAGAACCGAUUCCGACUUUAAACACACAUUUGACUUUGGUCUGGUGACCACAUGUUGACAUGAUGACGAGGACAUAAAUAUAUAUAGAGAAUGUAGUCCUUUAAGAACUGAACGUGAAGUGUAUCAGAGAGCACCAGUCUCUUCCACUGCUUCAACGUGCAUCACUUGCUUUUGUAUCUUUUAUUUCAAGCGAAUGUUUGCCUUUCACCUUUGUUUGGUCCAAUAAUGCACUUGUUGUUUGCUAGAAUGACUCUGACUCUAAACAUGGUGCACAAGUAUGAUCCUCUGAUCGAAAAGAUUUAUAUUAUGGGUAAGAAAUUACCUGCAACAUGGAAACACACUAGUUACACAACCUUUGUAUUGGCCAUGGGAAACUCGAGUUUUUGACAGGUUGUAUAUUGUGCAGGAGUAUUUUUAAAGGUUGACCUGACGAGCUUCACCCGGAAGAUGUAUAGUUCUGAAAUAUUUUGUACACCGUUGUAGUUGUUUGAGGAAAACAAAAAAAAAAAAAAAGGAAAAAAAAAGAUGUUAAGGAAUGUUUCAUUUUCCUGUAAAUUGAAUCUAUUUAUUUGCCUUAUUUAGUUUGCUAUAUUUUGUAUGUAUACACAGCAUUACAGCAAAACAAAAAAAUGUUAUAUAAUUAUAAAUAUGAACAACUAUACUGUGGUCCUUGUAAGUCAAAUAGGUUUUUCACUCUUCUCAAGUUUGAAAAACUUUCAUUUUAUAUUUUUUGUUUGUUUUUGCUCGCCAUGCGUCCUUUUGUAGGGUAAAAUAAACCUGUUUCCCAUACAGUU